Salmo salar (Atlantic salmon) is the source of this 3343-nucleotide messenger RNA. Its product is annotated as homologous recombination OB-fold protein. Gene Ontology annotation, biological process: recombinational repair. Lineage: Eukaryota; Metazoa; Chordata; Actinopteri; Salmoniformes; Salmonidae. The record is from RefSeq and is a predicted model, not a curated record.
AAACAUUGUUUACGUAAUCACGUUCUACUUGAACGUGGCGGUGCCAAUCUCACAUUUACAACACCUUGCUUUGCUUGAAAAGUUAUACUUUUUUUUUUUUUUUACCGCAGCAAGUACUAGAUGGCUGAAUUAAAUGACAUCUACACUUUCGAUUGAUCUUAUGUAUCAAUGUACAUAGACAGUUAGAAAAUACAUUCGACACGAGAUCGCAUGACUGCUAUGGUCCCCAGACUUGCAAGUGGAAUGGAUUAUUUAACGUUGGGGAGGACUUCGAUGAUGAGGUGCUGCAAACUGAUUUACACAGUCAGUGAUUACCACCUGCUGAUAUGAUAGUUAUGACAGAUUAUAGUCCCCAGUAUAAAUUCUCAGAUUGACAUCACAGGAUCUACUUGAAAUGAACUGGUCUGCUAGCACAGUGUCCUCUGCAGCACAGUCCUGUUUCCUCCGUUCAACUGCAGCAUCAACUCCUGCUGCCUCCUAUGGCCAGAAUAACUCACAUCAACCAUCCACAGAAGGCAUACUUGCCCAUAGGGGCCUGUCGAAUGGCCCAGGGUCAGAGAAUGCAACACCGAGCAGUGUAGGGCAGUCUGCUGCUUUGGGUUUGAGACAUCUCUCUACAUCUAAACCACUGCCCUCAUUCCCUCUUCCCCCUCUCCACCUUCCUACACUGAGUAGGGGACCGUGUACAGUUACCCAACAGAGCUCCUCACCAGCUCAACAGAUGAAGUCAAACACAACAGGACAGCAAGAGGCCCCCUCGCUGCAGGAUGACUUUGAUGAUUGGGGAUGUUGACCUGGCAGACCUAGAUGAAAGUGAUCCACAGAUGAGCACUUGGGCUCAGGUCCGAGGAACUGCUUCAGCUGCAGAUCUAACCAAGCCCAGCGAUGACUGUGCCCACAGCCUGUGGUGGUGCUCAAACCAGGCCCAAUGUGGGUCUGAGAGGAUUCAGUACCUCUAACCAAACUUCUGGUCUUCCCAGUAGUAAUAUACUCCACAGGUCCUCAUUCCCUGGCCCCUUCGCCUCUCCCCGCCCUGAUCCUAGUGCUACUUUCCUCCUAGCUCCACCCCAGAGCCCAGUGUUUCCUGGCCUCACCAUGGCCUCCAGCCCCUUCCCCAGGCCUGUGACCCCCAGGCCAGUCAGAGUGCUUCCUUCCCAGGUACAGAGGCCCUGGGCUACACCUCUGGCUCAGGGAUGCAGCCUUUUUGACCCCAUCUCCCCAGCCCCCUCUAGUAGGUUUGGUGAACCCAUGCCUUCCCCCAGUCUCACCCCCCAUUCCCUCCACACGCCCCUCUUCACUAACCACUUGAUUCAGCUGGUGUCCAACUCCAACAAGACCCCACAGAGACCCCAUUCUGACCACAUCCGGCCCAAUACCCGCCGCUUCCCCGGGCCUGCAGGAAUCCUACCACAACAGCAGCUCCGUGGGCAGAGCCUGGAUGACAUUGUGGUGGCCAUUCCUCAGACACCUGCACAUGGGGCCGUGGCUCGACUGCCCAGUCAGGUUCCCAGCUCUCAGAAUGAGGAAGAGGAUUUCAGUGGAGGUCCGUGGGCAGCGAUGAAGGCAGAGAUGGGAUUGGACGAAAGGAACUCCUCCUGUUUUCUGCACUCUUACAGCGUGGCCAUGGUCCUCCGCAAGGCGGUCCUGAAACAGCUGGCGAAGAACAAGGUCCCCAACAUGGCUGUGGUACUAAAGAGCAUCCUCCACACACACGCUGAUGCCAAGGCUGUGUUCAAGGGAUCCCACAGGGAAGGCCUACUGGUGGAGAGAUGCAGGGCACAGUGCACCGGCGCCUCCUAGAGGACAGACUAGGGGAGCUCAAGACAGGGGCUGUACUGCUGCUCAAACAGGUGGGUGUGUUCUCUCCAUCCCACCGUAACCACUACCUGAACGUGACACCCAACAACCUCCUGAGAAUCUACCCUCCUGACGGCUCGACCCUGUCCUCCACACAGACCCAGCUGCUCCCACUCCACCUGGAGCCAAUGUUGGAAUCACCUGAUCAGUCCUCCAGUGUCCCAGGAGUCCCUGUGUCUCAGAUGGAGUUGUUCUAUGAUGAUGAAGAGGAUGUUCGGGCCCCACUGGUCUCUGCAGACUCUGGAGCUGGCUCCUCUAGUGUUCCGCAGGGCCCCCCUGCUGCACCACUGGACCUGUCCUGGGACGCAUGUGGGACUUGGAUAUGCAUAUGAGUGUAUGUUCUUGGUAAACCAAUCAGCAGCUCCACCCUGUGUGUUUGUUUGAUUGAAUUUGUCUCUGUGUGUUGUGCAGAUGACCUUGAUGAGCUUCUUGGGGAGUUGCCUGUUGAGUCCUACUGCCUCUGACACCUGCCCACCUACCCCUUACAGAUAAGGUACCUUUAUACAGGGGAGAUGUGGGACAACUAAACCGUCACUUACAUGUGAAUUUGAGUUUGGCUCAUUCUGACUGCACGUUGGAUGCCUUUCUCCCUGAUUCCCCCGGAGAAUCUUGUUGCCUGAAGUGCUAUCAUUUUGUGUUUGGUGUGCUGUGACCAUUAAUCUUACCGGUAUAAAUUGCAUGUUGGCUGUGUGGGGGGAGGGGACUCUGAGGUGUUGGGAACUGGGACUGUCCCUCCCGCGUCUCCCCAAUUUCAAUGAAGCUUCACUACCCCUACUGCUAUGGGUACAUCCCCUACUGUUACGGGUCCAUCCCCUACUGCUACGGGUCCAUCCCCUACUGCUACGGGUCCAUCCCCUACUGCUACGGGUCCAUCCCCUACUGCUACGGGUCCAUCCCCUACUGCUACGGGUCCAUCCCCUACUGCUACGGGUCCAUCCCCUACUGCUACGGGUCCAUCCCCCUACUGUUACGGGUACAUCCCCUACUGUUACGGGUCCAUCCCCUACUGUUACGGGUCCAUCCCCUACUGCUACGGGUCCAUCCCCUACUGCUACGGGUCCAUCCCCUACUGCUACGGGUCCAUCCCCUACUGCUACGGGUCCAUCCCCUACUGCUACGGGUCCAUCCCCUACUGCUACGGGUCCAUCCCCUGCUGCUACGGGUCCAUCCCCUACGCUGGCUACUGGGUCCAUCCCCUGCUGCUACGGGUCCAUCCCCUACUGCUACGGGUCCAUCCCCUACUGCUACGGGUCCAUCCCCUACUGCUACGGGUCCAUCCCCUACUGCUACGGGUCCAUCCCCUACUGCUACGGGUCCAUCCCAUAGACACAGUCAUCCCCCUGUUUGAAGACCUGCUGGCUGAUGUUUUGUAUAUUUUUUUACGUCACUGUGCAGUCUCCUCUAAAUCAUAGCUAACUACUGUAUGUGCACAUAAUGUCUUGUAAAACAUGUGUAUAUAUUAAAGACUGUUCAAUAAUACACUAUA